This is a messenger RNA of Colletotrichum aenigma, 3567 nucleotides long. RefSeq lists its product as uncharacterized. The record is from RefSeq and is a predicted model, not a curated record. Lineage: Eukaryota; Fungi; Ascomycota; Sordariomycetes; Glomerellales; Glomerellaceae. Bases 1 to 3567 code for a protein of 1188 amino acids. The transcript has a single exon.
AUGGACGAGGGAAAGCUUCCCGACCCAUGGCCUCUGGUCACCAAGGGCUUCCUCGCCCUCUCCGUGGUCAUGUGGCUCGUCACAGCAAUUCCGUACGCCUACGACUUCCUCUCACACCUCGUCGUCAAGUACUUCUGGGAGAUCCUCAUGGUCUUUCUGCUUUUGCACAUCAUCCCUUCCCUCGCCUUCUUCUUUGUUCAAGUUCUGAACCCCGUUCUCCGUCGCCUCACCCCGUCCCUGUCCUGUUCGCCCGAGACAGCCGCCAAUAUACAACAGGCAGCGUACAACUACAGCAUACUCGCCAUCAUUCCUCUUUUUCAGCAACUUCUCGAUGGCUUGUUAAAGAUACAGAAAGCUUUGGUCUCGGGUCUCGUCACUAUCACGGAUCACCACACAGUUUUGGGCAAACUUUGCGCCUUCUCCAUCGUCAUCCAGGACACCUUUCGCGCCCUUUCCGGCAAGAAACCCGUCGAUAUUCUGGACGAAAGCGACCGCACCUAUUACAAGAAGCUCAUCGAUGAGUUGACAGAAAAUUACCGCGAGACGAGGACCGAAAGAAACCAGUGGAAAAGCAGGAGCGAGAAGUGGGAAUCCAACUGUAAGGCCUUGGAAGCAAAAUUGGACCAACAGUGCGAUCGCAACGGCGUGCUGGAGUCGCUUCAGACCAACGAGAGAAACGAGUGGGACACGAAUAGAGCAUUGCUGUUCGAAACGAUCGGAAAACUUCAGGAGAAGGUCGAUGCCAAAGUUCAGUCUUGGGAUAUCCAGAGGAUCACUCGGGAUUUACGGAACAAGAUCGCCGAACAACAGAAACAACUCGAACAAUACAAGCCCGAGUCGAAGGCCAUCCAGACGAUCAAAGACCAGCUUCAGGACAAGGACAACCAGAUCAAGGCUUUGGAGAAGCAAAUUGAGGACAGACAGGAUCUCCACGAGUGGAACACCAAGCUCAUCGCCAAUUACGAAGGUCAAGUGAAAGGUUUGCAGGAUAAGCUCAGAGACGAGGCCAAGAGGCUUGGUCUCAAGGUUAGCGAGCAUUGGUCAGAAGCUGAAAUGUGGAAGAAGAGUCACGACAAGCAAGCAAAGAAGGUCGAGUCCUUGAAGAAGGAGGUUGAGAAGCUUGAGGGAAUGGUCGGCAAGGACCAAAAAGCCGAAAACGACAACAUGGCAGCAAGCAACAGACUGCUUAGAGAAACGAACAAAAACCUGCGGAAUAUCAUCAAACCUCUGAACAUCCCUGCGGAGCUUCUCGAUAUCAUCCACCAGCCCGAAACCCCGAAGAUGGUCGAGGCCACACUGAAAAAGCGCACCGAGGAAGAGUACGCAACGAGGAUGAAACUUGAGAGAAAUCUUCUACAAGACCAACUUCGAGCUGACAGGGAGGAAUUUGAAAAAGAGAAGAAUAACAUGCGCGUGGAAUACGACAAUUGGCAUAAAGACAAGGCGAUCACCGAGAAGGAUUUAUUUGCCAAGUUGCAGGCGCUCGAUGAGCAAAAGAACACGCUUGCGGCUCGCGAGAACAACGCACAGCAAACAAUCGCCGCCAAGGACGCAGAGAUAAGUAGCCUCAAUGAACGGGCCGCAUAUGAUGAUAGCAAGGUCGCAACAAUCCGAAACUCGUACGACAAGAAGAGCCAGGAGCUUGCAACGAAGAACCAAGAGCUUGAGGAGCUGAAGAAGGCCCGCACCAACGUCGGUACCGACAUCAACCAGCAAGUCCAACGGUUGUCGGCGGCUUUGUCGCAGGAAAAGCAGAGGACCGCCAAGCUUGGCAACGACCUCACUCAAGACCGGGUAGCGAUUGAGACUGAGAAGCGCCAUGUCCAACAAGAUCGGGAAGCUAUUGAGAAUGAGAAGCGCCAGGUCCAGCAAGACCGAGAGAAACUCGAGAAGGCCACCGCAUCUGCUGAGCAAGACUUCCACAACAAGAAGCAAGAAAUCGCCCAGCGUGAGCAGGAAGUUCUUCAAAUACAGGCAGAAGUGCAGGCUCAGGCGGACCAGCUGGGCAAGUCGGCCACUCAGAACCAGUCACUCGCAGAUGUGGAGGGCCGCGAACCGCAGCUUGCGCAGUGGGCUCAAACAUUGCACCAGCAGGAGGCCCAGAAUACUGCCGAUCACCAACAAAUUACCCAACAUCAGCAAGAGAUUACCCAAAAGCAACACGAGAUUACCCAGCAGCAACAGGCGAUUGUCCAAGAGAGGCAGGCCAUGGCAGGGCAAGUACAACAGCAAGUACAACAGCAAGUACAACAGCAAGUACAACAGCAGGUACAACAGCAGGUACAACAACAAGUGGAGCAACUGUUACAGCAGCAGAUGCAGCAGCCCGAGGAAGAGCUUGAAGAGCGGCAACAAGCCCUCGCCAACGAGAGAGAGGAGUUUGAUAACGAGCGAGAAAGAUUGCGAAAGGGUUACCAAGCCGCCAAUGACAAGCUCAACGAGGAGAAGAGACAACUGCAGAACGGCGGAAACGUCUCAUCGGAAAUGAACAAGAAGAUGGCCGAGAUGAUUCAGAGUCACACCAAGCAGUACGAUGAGAUGGAGCGUCUCUUGCAUGCCAAGACCAUGAAGGAGGCGAACUUCAUGAAGGAGCGCAAGAAGCUAGAGGGGGACAUGGCGAAAACCCAACGGGAUUGUGACAGACUCCGAGCUGAGAACCGGCACCUGAGAGGCAAGACAGCUGGCGACGCGGCCUCUAAGACGGGCUCAAGCAGCAGCAAUCCCGCUCAGAACCCAUCGCAACCAGCUAACAACUGGGCUGUUCCCGCGACGAUUGCUCUUCCAAGCCCUGCCACCCCCAACGCUUCGAGCAGCAACACGACCGCCCAGGAACACUCAGAGCCGCCCAAGAACUGGAUCGUCCCCGCAAACAAUGCCAUUCAAGGACCAGUCGCUGCCACCCCUGGUGGUGAGGCCGCGACAGCUCAAGCGUCAUCGGCCAGAAAGUCAUCUUUCGGUUCUCUGUUUGGAUCAUCUCCAGCCCAAGGACCUGCGCCCUCUCCCGCGCCGGACGCCACUGGGGAUGUGUCCAUGGAAAAUGCUGAGCCGCAGAAUGACACAAUGGCAGACCUCUUUGGCGAAGAAUUCGAGAAGGAGGUGGACCGCGAGCUGGAUGCAAUGAAGGGAGAGGAGGAGCAGAAGAAGUUCAAGAAGAUGAUCGAGGCGGAAACACUGAGGACAGAAGAGGCGUGCAAGAAGAUGCUCCAAAGUAGCACGUUCACCCUCAACGUCCCCAUCAACACAUCCGCAAAGCAAGCGACCGCAGAGACGCAGCCCACCUCGUUCUUCCAGAAUCUUGCACCUCCUCCGGACCGAAAGAACGCGCAGCCUCGGGGCCAAACACCCGCAAAGCAAGAGACCGAAGAGACGCAGCCCAACCCACUCUUCGCAGCCUUUCCGGAAAGAAAGAUUGCGAAGCCUCGUCGCCGAAUCACUCAGGAGCCUGCUCCGCCGCCGCCAGAGCCUCCUACUCCGAAAUUCGGGAACAAGAAGGUCCGCCACCCUCGUCAUGCGAAAAAGGCUCCCAAGAAGCUCCCCAACGGCGAAGCCCCGAAGGGCCCCAGCUAG